AUGCUUGUUGGAGAAAUUCCAAGCUCUCUUAGCAACUUGAUUGAACUCAAGUUCCUGCACUUGAAUAAUAACAAUUUACAAGGGCAUCUUCCAUCAUCACUGCAAAAAUGCACUCAGCUAUUGGUUGUUGAUCUCGGCGAUAAUAAAUUUUCUGGAAAUAUACCUUCGUGUAUUGGGAAAAAUUGGCUAAACUUGCGUAUUCUUCGAUUGAGCUCAAAUACGUUCAAUGGCAAUAUUGACCCACAACUUGGGUAUUUGAAGGAAAUCAUUGACUUUGCAAAUAACAAAUUAUCAGGGUCAAUAUCAUGUUCCUUUGGAAAUUUCAGCACAAUGAUUUUAACAUCAGAUAAACAACUUCCUUCCUUUGAAGUACUAGAAAUGUGGGACACAUACCCAAUUUAUAGCAGAAGUGAAAGUAUUACUUUAAUCACAAAAGGAGAUCAGCUUACUUUUUCUUCAAUUCUUUAUCUUGUGAAGAGUAUAGACCUUUCAAACAAUGAAUUGAUAGAUGAGAUUCCUGAAGAAUUCGGAUAUCUUGCUGGACUUCACACAUUGAAUUUAUCACGAAACUAUUUCAAAGACAAGAUCCCAGAUAGCAUUGGCAAAAUGAGUUCAUUAGAAACUCUAGAUUUAUCAUUUAAUAAUUUAUCAGGGGCUAUUCCUCAAAGCUUAUCACAACUAAAUGCUUUGAAUGAUUUGAACUUGUCUUAUAACAACCUAUCUGGAAGCAUUCCCUCCGGGAAUCAACUUCAAACAUUAGAUUAUGCAUCCAUUUAUAUUGGUAAUCCUUAUCUUUGUGGAGACUUGGUAAACAAGAGUUGCUUUCAUGGGAACAACACCAAUGCGAUAAGCAAGAAGCAUGCAAUGUUAUCGCCAAUGUUAUCAAUCUAUCUCAGUAGCACACUUGGAUAUUUUAUUGGAUUGUGGAGUGUAUUUAUCCUUCUACUAUUCAAGAAAAAAUGGAGGUACUCUUACUUUAAGAAGGUCGAUAAAAUUUAUGAUAAAGUUUAUGUGACAAUCAAGAUAAGAUUGAAUAGAAUAGUGAUUGGAUAG
Molecule: messenger RNA, 1053 nt
Organism: Zingiber officinale
Lineage: Eukaryota; Viridiplantae; Streptophyta; Magnoliopsida; Zingiberales; Zingiberaceae
Product: receptor-like protein EIX1
Exons: 1
Coding region: 1-1053 (350 amino acids)
Molecular function (GO): protein binding
Source: RefSeq, a predicted model, not a curated record